This is a messenger RNA of Erythranthe guttata (spotted monkey flower), 1453 nucleotides long. Its product is annotated as RNA-binding KH domain-containing protein. Gene Ontology annotation, molecular function: RNA binding. NCBI's taxonomy places the organism in Eukaryota, Viridiplantae, Streptophyta, Magnoliopsida, Lamiales, Phrymaceae. Gene Ontology annotation, cellular component: nucleolus; small-subunit processome. The record is from RefSeq and is a predicted model, not a curated record.
AACAAAGAUUUCAAUGGGCCGAGAAACAUCGCCGGACCAUUUACCCUAAAAACCCUAUAAAUCUUUUCUCGCCUCUUUUUGAAUGUCGGAAAAUUUUUGAACAAAGCACAACAAUAAUGGGGGGAGAUAGUGUUGUAGAAGAAGAAAAUGAGAGAAACAAUGGCGGUGGUGAAGCAGAAGCAGAAGAGAAGCCGCGGACGAGGCACAAGGGAAAGCACGACAAAGAAAAGCCGUGGGAUGACCCGAGUAUCGACCACUGGAAAAUCGAGAAAUUCGAUCCUUCAUGGAACGAAAGCGGCAUGUUGGAAGUCAGCACAUUCUCUACUCUCUUCCCUCAAUACAGAGAGAAAUAUUUGCAGGAGUGCUGGCCUAUAGUUAAGGGUGCAUUGAAAGAGUAUGGGAUUGCUUGUGAGUUAAAUUUGGUUGAAGGAAGCAUGACUGUUUCAACUACACGGAAAACCAGGGAUCCCUAUAUAAUAGUUAAGAGUAGAGAUCUCAUCAAGCUUUUGUCACGAAGUGUUCCUGCUCCUCAGGCAAUAAAGGUCCUCAACGAUGAGAUGCAGUGUGACAUAAUCAAGAUUGGGGGUUUGGUGCGCAACAAGGGACGAUUGGAGAAAAGAAAAAACCACUUGAUUGGCCCCAAUUCUUCUACUUUGAAGGCACUUGAAAUUUUAACAGGCUGCUAUAUUCUGGUUCAGGGGAAUACAGUUGCGGCAAUGGGUUCGUUUAAAGGUCUAAAACAAGUGAGGAAGGUUGUUGAAGAUUGCAUUCUUAAUAAAAUGCAUCCAGUAUACAGCAUCAAGAUAUUAAUGAUGAGAAGGGAACUUGCUAAAGAUCCUACGCUUGCUAAUGAAAAUUGGGACAGAUUUCUUCCGAGAUUUAAAAAGAAAAAUGUCAAACAAAAGAAAGUUAAAACUAAGGAGAAGAAGGUUUACACGCCAUUCCCUCCACCACAGCCACCUAGCAAGAUUGAUUUGCAAUUGGAAAGUGGAGAAUAUUUCUUGAGCGAUCAGAUGAAGCAGGCGAAGAAGUGGCAUGAUAAGCAGGAGAAACAAGCUGAGAAAAUCGCAGAAGGCAAAAAGAGAAGAGAAGCGGGAUUUGUUCCUCCCGAGGAACCUAAAAAACAAUCGAAUGCACAUACUGACAACAAGACCAAUGUUGCUGACCUUGCCUUGUCUUUGAAGAAAAAAACAAAGGAUUUUGGCAUGCGAGAAUCUGCCGAGAAACUUGAUGCAGCCGACUACAUUGCAGUUCCUGACACAUCUUCUAAAAAGAAAUCAAAACGUUCCCGAACUUCAUAGGAACUGGUUAAAAAGCUUUUUAGUAACUCAUCAAUAGACAAUUGUGAAUUUUAUCUCAAUUUCCCCACAUUGUCAAACUUGUGCAUUCAUAUUUUUGUAGUGUGAAAUUAUUUAUCUACAUUUCGUAAUUCUCAAUGUGCAAUUUUUCUUUU